AUGAAGAUUGUAUCGCUGUCUGAGUACAGUUUUGAAAAUGGAACAGUGCUUCAACAAGAUGAGCUUUCAGUUCUUAAAAAGUUUCUUAUAUCUCAAAAAGAUAUCAAUGCUUUGCAUUAUAUGGACUUUUUAAAGGCUUCUUAUCCUAAUUUAUUGGUUUCAUUGCAAAAUGCAGAAGGUGUUGAUAAUUAUAGAGUUCUUUGCUCUGAUACAUUGGCUCUAUGGAUCCUAAGAUCUGCUCAAUUAUGUGCUAAAUCUGAAGAAUGGACUAAAAUUAAUUAUGAAAUAUUUUUCAAUAAAGAUCAACAUGCCACUUUUAUUUUCCAAUAUGUCGUUGAUUAUUGCAAUGAGACUGGUGGUCCUCUGUCAAAUUCCCUGAAAGACCUUUUAACAAAACUUUUGAUUUUGAUUAGAAGAUAUAAUCCAACACAAACAUUACAAGAAUGGAUUGAUAUUACUUUGAGAAUACCACAUGAAAGAAGGGUUCAGUAUUAUUUAUUAGAAAAUUUGGCCAAAGAAGGUUCCACUGCAUCUUAUAUUCUACAGAAAGGUCCAAAUUUAAUUAAUGAUAUCAUACAACUUAUGGGUAUUAACGCAUUGGCGAAUCCAAUUGGAAAAGCAGUUAGCGCUAUUCUUAAAGAACUUUAUGUUGAUGAAGAUCACGCUGAGGAAUGGGUGACAAAUUAUUGGGGAGUUAUUGAUCAAGGAUUGAAAAAUACCGAACUAAGAAAUCGUAUUGAACAAUAUAUCUUACCUAUUCUUUUCAAAACAUCCAAAAUUGCAUUCAAUGUAUUUGUCAAGAAUUUACAACAUGAUAUUGAUGUUUUCAUAAGCUGUUUAAACAUUGGUCAAUCACUGGCUAUUGAAGAAGAACCAUUCCCGGAACUAGUGUCAUAUGAAACACUGGAGAAACUCAUUGUCCAAGAUGAAUUUAAAAUCAAGAUAUUUCAAUUAUUAACAUUUUCACCAAAAGGUUCAAAACCAAUAAAUCCAAAAGUUUACGAAAUUUUAAAGAGAAACAUGGAUAUAUUUUUCACUGAUUGUGAAGUUGAAACUAGAAAUAAAUUCACAAGUAUGUUGAAACAAUUCAUAUUCAGAGUUAAAGAUUCAGCGUAUGCUUUUAAUAGAGAUGGUACUAAACUUAAAGCUAAAAAAUUAACAACUGAAGCUAAAGUAAGGUUUGAAGGUGUUGAUUUAGCGCAUGAUUUCUUAAGUUGGCUUAUUGAGUACUCUAAACUUCAAAUAAAACCAGGUGCACAAUAUCAAAGAAUCAACACAGGUUUUAAAACAUUACAUUUUUUAACUGAUACUGGAUUAGAUUCAAGAAUCAAAGUCAAACAAGAUAUAUAUUAUCCAUUUCAUAUUGAAGUUUUCGAUAAUUCGCUAAAAAGACUUUUGUUUGAUAAUAUUUUAAGUACUUAUGAUGAUCUGAGAAAGUCUGCCGUUUCUUUAUUAGUUUCAUAUAAAACAGUUUUAUCAGAUGAUGAAUAUUCAAGUUUAGUUAAUAAGGCGUUUGAUAUGUUGAACGAUUACACACUGGUUGACUCCGGAUCAAAAAUUAUUGAGUGUUUGUUUAAAUUGUAUCAAGAUGAAGAAUUAUUGAAUAGAUUAAUCACUAAAAUUCCAUUGAAUGAAGAUAUUAAAACAGCAGUUUAUUCACCUGUUGAUGGUUAUUUCCAAGCGGUGAGAUUAAUUAUGGAACAAAAGAAUAGUUACAGCAACACUAAAGCCAUUAUUGAAUUAAUUAAUCGUAAUUGGAAUAUAGUUCGUGACAUUUUAAGUCAUGAUUCCCCAGAAGGUUGUGAUCAAUAUGGUGUUGGUUCUGCACAAUUAGUUCUGAGUUAUGCAUGGAGAUCAACAAAAGAAUCUACUGUUUUGUUACAAAAGGUGUUAGAUUUUGUCGACAAUGAUCAAGAAUUGCUACAGAUUGGGGAAAUUGUACUAGAUCAAUUAGCCACUGUUCGUCAUAGAGGUGCUUUUUCUGCUGUUUAUCCAACAUUCAUCAAAGUUUCAACAAUCUGUAAAGAAAAAUUACCAAAUCAAAACAAGACUUGGUUAGAUUUUAAUAUUUCAUUAAUUCAAACUAAAACUCAACUGAUCACAAGAAGAUCAGGUGGGUUACCAUUCCUGAUUACAGCAAUUGUUACAGCGGAAAGAGAUCUUUUAAGAUAUGCAUUUGAUAAAUUAAUGAAAAUUGCACAAUUACCAAUUGAUGAAAAAGAUGAAAGUGAAAAAAUGGAUAUUCCUCAAGUCCAUGCUUUUAACUGUAUCAAAAAUCUAUUCAUUGAAUCACAAUUAGCAGAUUCUGUAAUACCAUUAAUUUUUGAAGCAUUAGAACUUGCCCUGUCUACAUUCUCAUCCAGAAUUUGGUCGGUUAGAAAUUGUUCAAUUAUGCUGUUCACAGCAUUACAAAAUAGACUAUUUGGUAGAAAGAAAAUGAGUGCUCGUGUGUUUUUCUCAAGAUUUCCAGGUAUUGACGAUUUAUUGGUUAAAAUUUUGAAAAAUUCAAUAACAGAAAAUAAACUAGAAACUUUAUUCCCAGUAUUGACAAUUUUAUCAAAAUUACAACCAAAUAUUGGAUAUGAUGGUCUGGAUAAAUUUAAACCAUUGUUAAGAGUUUGUCUUUCUACAAAAUAUUGGAAAAUUCGUGAAGCCGCAGCUCGUACAGUUCCAGCAUUAAUCGCAGAUAGAGCCAAUGAAGCCAAAUCACUUUUAUCAUCUUGUUCCAUCGCUGAUCAAAAUCAAUUACAUGGUCAUUUAUUAGCCAUUAUUGAACUUGACGUACACUCAUCGGAUUUUGCAGAGUUAGUUUAUCAAAAAGCCGACGAAUAUUUAGUUUCAAACCAAUGUUCAUCAACAAAAAUGUCAUAUGUUCAGAUCUUGUCACCAUUAUUAACUAAAUUCCCAAAUGAAAAAAUCAUUAUUCAAUUAGAAAAUUUAUUUCAAAAGGAAAAUGUUGAUUAUCAAAUUGAUGGUUCAAAACAAUUGUUGCUAAAAGAAUUAUUUAAAGCUAUUAAAGACAAUCAAAUAUUUUUGGAAGAAGCUUUGUCAUCUCCAUUUUUUGAAGUUCAAGUUGAAGCUAUACAACAUUGUGCUGAAAAAGAUAUUAAUCAUCCAUUGUUAUCCAAAAUUGCUAACGAUGAUGAUGCUUGGACAUUUGUUCGUUCUAAAGCUAUACCUUUAGUUGAUGAUUAUAGUGUUGAGAAAGCUUUUGAUUUUGUUGAAAACCAACAAGAUUAUGGUGAAGAUAUUAAGAGAUCAUCUUUGGAGUUAUUGGGUAGUAUUGCUGCAGAAAGUGAAGAUUCAAAAGUUUAUGAUAAUUGGUAUAAAUUGAUUCUCAAGAAUUCAGAUGAUAACGAACCAUACCAAAUCAGAUUAUCCGCAUUGACUUCAUUAUUAAGAUAUUUGAAAAUUAAAUCCGACCCGAAUGUUUUGGGCUUGUUGUAUGAUUUCCUUUCUGAUGACGAUGAUGAAAUUAGAGAAUUAGCAUGUUCAUAUUUUGAUGAAAAAGUUGUUACUUGGUCCACAGCCAACCAAUUCAUUCAAAAUUUUGGUCGUGAUUCAGAGUCUGCACAUGAAGUUUUCAAAAGAGCUUUGAGUUACAAACCUACUUUUAAACCUGUGUAUGGUAAUGAUAAAGUUCUUUUCAAUAUUGAAAAAAUGAAUUUUUAUAGAAACAAAUGUGAACUUCAUCAACAAUUAGCUCAAAUGAUUCAAAAUAGUAAACAUUUUAUUACCCAAGAAGAGUUUAAUCAAAUCAUUCAUCAUUAUAUUGAUACUAAGAACCAAUUAAUCAAUUUUAUCUCUUCUAAAGGUGUUGAUGGAAUUUUAGGAUGGGUUUCUGAAGAGGAAGUUUUUGAAGAUGUUUAUUCAGUGAUUUAUCAUUUGAAAUCAUUAGAUAUAGAUACCACUGACUUGCAAAAAAUCGCAAAAGAAGUGAAAUUGCAUGACUAUUUAAUAGAAUUACUAGCAUAG
Molecule: messenger RNA, 3975 nt
Organism: Hansenula ciferrii
Lineage: Eukaryota; Fungi; Ascomycota; Saccharomycetes; Phaffomycetales; Wickerhamomycetaceae
Gene: TRM732
Product: tRNA methylation protein TRM732
Exons: 1
Coding region: 1-3975 (1324 amino acids)
Biological process (GO): tRNA methylation
Cellular component (GO): cytosol
Source: RefSeq, a predicted model, not a curated record